UGGUGGAAGGAGUCAGCACAAGGAGUGCCGAGUGCCCCAGCUCCCUGUUUCAGGACAGGCCCCUGCAACCUUUCUCAGGCUCUGCUUCUCUCCUCUCCUGGGAACCACCUGCCUCUCAGACAAGAGAAGCCUGUAGCACCAGGGUUGGAUCUGGAAGCAGGGUGUGGGGCUCGAGCAGCGAACUGCAGGUGCAAUUUCUGAGAGCAGAUUUAGGGUCGGCUGAGAUUCUGGAUGUUUUCACACUGUUGAGGUAGAGAUGCUUAUGAAGUCCCAGGUUUUCACGCAGGAUUCUCCUUAUACCUUGGGAGCCUGUUACCAUCUGCAUUGAGGAACUGAGGCAGAGCAGCUCAAGAAACUUGCCUCAGGUGAUCCCACAGGAAGGAGCCGAAUCUGGAGGACACGUCAGCAGUCAGCCCCAGAAUCUGUCCUUCCCAGGACCAUCGGUUGCCCGCCCCUCCCUCGGCACUGUGAGGAAAUGGAGGAUUGCUGCAGGGGCUCUUUGCUCUCCCAUCUCCCUUUCCUGCUUCUCCUCUUCCAGCUGCCCACUGGGGGGUCUGCAGAGGAGUUCGUGGUGAUUGGCUCCUCGGACCCCAUUGUGGCAGUGCUGGGUGAGAACAUCAUGUUGCCAUGUCGUGUGUUCCCAGCCAUGAGUGUGGAGAACAUGGAGCUGCGGUGGUUCCGCUCCAAGUUCUCAGAAGCAGUGUUCAUCUAUCAAAACCAGCAGGAGCAGAAAGAGGAGCAGCUGGCCCAGUACACAGGGCGGACCUCACUGGUGAAGGACUUCCUCACCCAAGGGGAGGCUGCUGUGCGCAUCCACAAUGUCCAGGUUUUCGACAACAGGCUGUAUACCUGUUUUUUCAGAAAGGGAAGCUUCUAUGAAGAGGCUAGUUUGGAACUGAAGGUGGCAGGUGUGGGCUCUGCCCCUCAAGUGCGCAUCAUGGGACCAGAGGAGGAUGGGGUCCGAGUUGUGUGCAUGGCCUCGGGGUGGUUCCCAAAGCCCUAGGUGCAGUGGAGAGCUGUCAGUGGAGGAAAGUUCCUGACAUUUUCUGAGACCCAAGCCCAAGAUGCUGAAGGGCUGUUCACCAUGGAGGCCACUCUGGUGGUGAGGGACAGCUCUUCAGGGAAUGUGACCUGCUUAGUCCUCAACCCCAUCCUGGGCCAGGAGAAGGGGGUGGCCAUUUUCAUCCCAGAACCCUUCUUCCCCCGGAGUUCUCCUUGGAAGCCGGCUUUCAUGGUGAUCCUGACUGUGCUGAUGCUCCUACUCCUGGGGGCUGCCUUUUACAUCAAGAGAGAGCAUACUGCAAAGCACCGGGAGAGACAGGAGUGGGAGAAACUGCAGAGGGACAAAGAGGAGGACCGGCUGACAAAGGAGGAGGCACUGAAGGCCAGAGAUGAACUCCAAGCAGAUCUUGACUGGAGGAAAUCGGUUUACCUGGCUGCCUUGAAGAAGGCGCAACUGUAUGGAGAUUGGCGGAAGGAGAAGUUCCAGGCCUUGCCUGUCACUCUGAAUCCAGAGUCUGCCCAUCCCGACCUUGCUGUCUCUGAGGAAAAGACUAGUGUGACCUGGAAGGAGACAUCUGACAGCACAGGAGAUACCUGUAGCAUCUUGGGUCAUGACGGCAUCACAUCAGGGCGCUGUUACUGGGAGGUGGAGAUCAAGAAUGGAGAUAGAAGUGAGUGGGCUCUGGGGGUCUGUAGGAGAGGUGUGCAGAGGAGGGGCUGGUACCAGGAGUCCCCCCAAAAGGGGUUCUGGACUGUGGGGAAGAAUGGUGAUAAUCUCUGUGCCUUCACUACUAAGCCUCACAAAUUCUUUGGAAAAAUUCCUCACAGGGUAGGGGUUUUCCUGGACCUCAAGGGAGGGGAUGUCUCCUUCUACAACAUGACUGAUGGCUCCCACAUUUUCUCUUUCCCUCUAGCUUCCUCUCCUGAGACUCUGUUUCCAUACUUUGGGUUGAGGACAGGAAAUGUGUCCCUGACUGUCUGCUCUGUGGUGGGCAGGCUUGCAGAGACCCUUGUACCCCUUAACAAUCCUUCUUCUUUGGAGGAGCCUGUGAGCCUCUCAGGGGUGGGGUUCAACUCAGUCUCUUGUGUUGAUGGUGCUCCCCCAGGGGCUGAAUCUCCAUUACUCCCCUGCAGCCCUGGGCCAUAGAGUCCCAACGCUGUCCCAGACUCCUCAUGGUGGCUCUUCCUGGAGCUGCAGACUCCCUGAGGUAAUAGCCUCUGAGGUUAGUCCUGGAUGACCUGGUGUCUCCCGUUCUCUUCUGGGUGCAUACUGCUGGGGUGUGGUAUGAGAAUAGUCAGUUCAUGCCUUAUGAUCAGGUAUUAGAAGAUAAAUGUUGACUGAGCUGAUAUGGGAUAGGCUGAAUUUUGCUUUUGGAAGUUAUGUUUCUUUUGGUCAUGAAAAUCAUGGAGUCUUUGUAUCGUUUUGAUAUGAAAUGAGAUGAAGUCUGAAUUACUCUGAAGAAUGAAAUGGUGUUUAUUUUAUGCAGAAUUUUAAAUUGUGCAGACGAACCCAGAGGCUAUGGGUGGGUCACCAGCUCUAUUUUGGGAAGUUUUGGGAAGUGUGCACUCUGACUAGAGACUUCGGCCAUCCAAAAAUUUCUGAAUACAUGGAUGGCUAAUGGACUUUAAGAGGAGUGUAGUGUAGUAUUCUUUUGUAUAUGCUUCCUAUUCUGGGAUGGACAAAACAUACUUAUCUUACCAAACCUUAGUAAAUAUCUGUUAUUUGUGAAAUACUAGCGGUGCACUAAUUCAGUGACUGGAGGAUGAGAAUUUGGGUUCCCCUGUGUGUCAACACAGUUGGAGAGAACAGAACUGCUCCCAGAAUAAAGAUGUGAAUGAAAAAGAGCAUUUUCAGACCCUGGGUUAAUUUCAGAAAGCUUUCAUCAUGAGUACAGUUCCAGGAUCUAUGUAUUGCUUCUCAGUAUUUCCAAGUCCAAUUGUAAAGGUGGUUAGAAACCACAGGAAACAAAAGGAAGCCAGACUAUUGAGGACUCAGACCUUCAGGAAUGAAGGUGUGUUCACUCCUGAGGUAGAGAACUCCAACCUGCUGUGAUUCUGGGAGAGAUAAGACACAGAGUUGGAAGUGGAAGAAGGAAGUCACAAAUCUCAGUUCCUGCCUGUGACCAAAAAAGGGAAAAGGACUGUAGUAGCUUUGCAUAUUUUCUCUUUCUUGUCACGUAGAUGUGUCAUUUGUAUUAAUUAUCUAUUUUCUUUCUCCCUUCUUCUUACUAGUGUGAUUUUAUUCAAGUUGUCAGUGGUGAUAUUUAAAAUAUAGUCUCUAAGUAAGAGAGUGGUCCAAUGAUUGUGGCUGGACUUAAGGAAUAAAUAAUAUAACUGGUCGAUUCAA
Callorhinus ursinus (northern fur seal) is the source of this 3349-nucleotide messenger RNA. NCBI's taxonomy places the organism in Eukaryota, Metazoa, Chordata, Mammalia, Carnivora, Otariidae. The record is from RefSeq and is a predicted model, not a curated record.